Ostreobium quekettii is the source of this 327-nucleotide messenger RNA. The record is from the annotation of a GenBank genome assembly. Lineage: Eukaryota; Viridiplantae; Chlorophyta; Ulvophyceae; Bryopsidales; Ostreobiaceae.
AUGAGGCUUUGGGAUUUAAUGUGUGAUUCUCAUCAUUCAUUGUUUCCAGUCGCUGUAGAGGGAAAGCACUCAAGCACCGCACUGAAGGAUAUGAUGACGAAGUUUGUUGGCGGUGGAGUGGGCACAAUACAUACGAAGGAAUACCAAUACAAAAUCUUGAAGCUGGGAAUUUGGUUUGGAAGCGGUGCAAAGCCAAUAAAAUUUAUGGGACCACUGUUCUAUGAGCAUAUCACCGCAGCAAGAAAUGGGCAGCUUGAAGGGCUUGAGGGCGCGUUGAACUGGCUUACUUAUUGGCAUGCAUUGUACCACACUCAACGUGUAAAGUGA